Messenger RNA from Geodia barretti, 741 nucleotides. The record is from the annotation of a GenBank genome assembly. NCBI's taxonomy places the organism in Eukaryota, Metazoa, Porifera, Demospongiae, Tetractinellida, Geodiidae.
AUGGGACAACUUGAGAAUAGGACUGCCAUUGUCACCGGUGCGAGCCAAGGGAUCGGGAGAGCGAUUGCACUAGCAUUCGGUCGGGAAGGUGCUAACGUCGUCGCUACCGCCCGCACGACAGCGGCUAUUGAAGCGGUGGUUGCUCAGGUCGAGGAAGCGGGGGCGGCGGGAUUGGCGGUGACGGCAGAUCUGAGCGUUGAGCGAGACAUCCAACGCAUCGCAGAUGAAACGACCACGAAAUUUGGAGGGGUUGAUAUAUUGGUCAACAACGCCGCCAUCAUCCACCCGCCUAUAGACCUGGUGGACUUGGACGCCGAUCUGUGGCGGCGGGUCAUGGAUGUGAACCUAACCGCCGCUGCGUUGCUCACAAAGUUCGCCCUACCGAGCAUGAUCGAGAACCGAUACGGCAAGAUCAUCAAUAUCUCAAGCAUUGGUGGACGCAAAGGGGGCAAAGGGCGUACUGCGUAUCGAGUGACGAAAGCUGCGUUGAUUAGCCUGACGGAAAGCGUCGCAGCCGAAGUCAAGCAGCACGGCAUUGAUGUCAACUGCAUCUGCCCCGGCGGGGUUGACACGGAGGGUUUCCGUGAGGCAUUCGGGAGCGAGGGCAGGGAAGAGAAUCCGAAGCUGAUGCUGCCUGAAGAGAUUGCGGCACUCGCGGUUUUCCUAGCCUCGGACAUGAGUUCGGCGGUUACGGGGACAGCAGUAGACGCAUUCGGCACGACCAACCCGCUAUUCGGGUAA